This is a messenger RNA of Macroventuria anomochaeta, 3171 nucleotides long. RefSeq lists its product as uncharacterized. Gene Ontology annotation, molecular function: RNA cap binding. The transcript is spliced from 3 exons. Bases 1 to 3171 code for a protein of 1056 amino acids. Lineage: Eukaryota; Fungi; Ascomycota; Dothideomycetes; Pleosporales; Didymellaceae. Gene Ontology annotation, biological process: mRNA stabilization; positive regulation of translation. Gene Ontology annotation, cellular component: cytoplasmic stress granule; cytosol. The record is from RefSeq and is a predicted model, not a curated record.
AUGGCAGCAACUUUCUCGUACGCGCAAGCCGCGAAGGGCAUUUCGAGCCCAGUCUCCGUCAGCAAGCCAGCUUCUGGCUCCGCAACACCGGCCAAGGACGACGCAUCCAAAGCCCCAAUUACCUCGAUCGCCCAGGUAAACAGCUGGGCCGACGACGCCGAGACCGAGUCUUCGACUGACCAGCUCACGACGAACGGCGAGUCCCGAGUGAUUUCCUCGAAGCCCACAAAACCUGCCGAGUUGCUCGAGGCGUCUACUCCCGACCUAGAUUCUCUGUCUGCUUCGACAGUGACCAAGGACGACGACGUGUCCUCACAGCCCAACAUGUCUUCUGAGUCGACAUGGGACAACAAGUCUCAGGCUUCUACCUCGGUUGACAAGUCCGUCGAGCCCGUAGAGAAGACCUCAGAAAAGCCCGAGAGGGCUGAGAAGGGCAGGAAAGGCAAGAAGGGGGACAAGAGUGAGAAGAAGGAAGCUGAGAAGGAGAAGGAGCCACCCAAGCCCCUCAAGGAGGCACCUCUGCCAGCCGUAAACAUCUGGCAACAGCGCGCAGAUCAGCAGAAGACCCAGGCGAAACCCGUAACAUCGCCUCUCACAAACGGAGCGCCUAAGAAGAGCAACCCUGAGGGGAGACACACAAACGCUGAGAACAAGCCCAAGGGCCGCGAGGAGGACAAGGCAACUCCUCUGCGAAAGGACACAAGAGGAGAUGCAGAGAAGAAGGGUGCUAAGGGCAGACCCUACGAGAAGGACGUAAAGCCUGCGUCAAGCGCUAUGCCGCUACCGCCCAACCAGGACCAGGAGUCAUGGCCAACACCGGAGACAGCGGUCGACGAGGACCGCAAGAAGGCUCAAGAAAAGGGCGAGAAAGAGCGCAAAGACAGCGCACCAAAUGGAACCUCCGGCAAACAGGAAUGGGUGAAAGUGCCAUACACACCGUCCGUCGUCUUUCACACACCGCUGCCCAAUGCCGCAAACUCGCGCAGGGGUGGUAGGCCUGGCGGCCGUGGAGGAGCACAAUCUGGUGGCAGACCUGCUGGCUUUGCUGCUAACGGUGUCGCGACAUCUGAAAAGGAUGCAUCAACCUCAGACACUGUACUCAACGGCGAGCAGCCUAAGCGCGAAGUCAAUGGUGUCGCUGGAGACACGUCUCCCAAGUCAAAGCGCUCAGGCAGCGCUACUUCGCCAACCCUCAAGGAGCAAGUGCCAGCAGUCAACGGAGAGAAGUCUUUGAAGGGACCCGGCGCUGCACCUUUCGAGCCUGAGGCACCCAAGCGAGCCUCCACUAUGACAGAAAUGUCCAACCAGAACGGCACAUUCCCUCGUCAGUACUCAAGCAGGCCUGGCAAGGGCCGAAGAGGCGACUUUGCCGGCUCUGAGCGAAGAAGGGAUGGUGAUGUCUCCCCUACUAAGGAUGCCUCUCAGGCCGAGGGCUCUGAGAACGAGCGACGACCCUUUGAUGGGCCUAACGGUGUCCACUCCAAGCAGAGCCGCUACAACAAUUCCUAUGCUGGCGGACGCGACAGGCCUCGCGGUGGUGGUCGUGGAGGACGAGGUGGUUUCACCAAUGGCCACCAAUUCACUAACGGGCAUGCUCAACAAGGCAGCGGGUCGUUCUCCAUGGGUUCUGGCUCGCCUACUACCUUCAACCCUGGAAACAACGCUUUCUUCACAGCGCCUCAGGGCAAGUUUGGCCGCAACAGCCAUCGCUCGCAGUCCGUUGCCGAUUCAUACCGUUACCCUGGUUUCCAGGGUGCUUCUCAGAUGGCUUCUCUCAACACUUACAACAUGUACGACUACAACAUGGUGGCACCUGUGAGCGCUAUGCCUUACAACCCUUACCCUGUCGACCAGUUUGCUCUGUUCCAGAUGAUCACAACCCAGGUUGAAUACUACUUUUCGGUUGACAACCUGCUGAAGGACAUGUAUCUGCGUAGGCACAUGGACUCUCAAGGUUUUGUGUCUCUCGACUUCAUCGCUGCCUUUAACCGGAUCAAGAACUUGACAACCGACGUAGAACUUCUCAAGCUUGUGUGCCAGCAGUCGAGUCACGUCCAGUACCGCACUGGCGAGGACGGCUGUGACAGGCUCCGUCGCCGUGAGGGCUGGGAGUCGUGGGUCCUGAGCAUGGCUGAGCGAGACGAGUCGGCGCAGAACGAGGGCCCAAAGGAGUUGCACAACCCUCCCGUCCCUAACCCUGCUGGCUUUGACCAGUCAAACCCUCCCCAGUACCCGACUAUGCACACUGGAUAUGGCAACGAUGUGUCAUACCCCCAGCAUAACCCUUUCGUCCCGAGCGCUUCUCAGGGCGCCGCUGCGACGCCCACUGAAGACUUGACCAACGGUACAUUGCCGGAAGGCACGAACGGCACUGCCGUACCGAACGGUCAACCGAUCGAGGAAUCGACCAAGGCUGUGAGUUCAGAACCCGAUUCAUUUUUUGACGCGCGAAUGGAGAGCUUGACCGUCAUUGUUCGCAAGCAAAACAAGUCAAUAGCAGCGUUGCGCCCCUCAGCUUCACGAACGUUUUCUAAUGGUUCCCUCGAUAGUAAAAGUGGCGGUGUAGAUGAACUGGACGGUGUACUCAGCUGUCGCUCUAGGGCCAAGGACGCCAUUAUUUCGCAUGAUGCUGAGCGCCUCCAAAGCCCGAAGAGCGCAGCAAGCUCUGUCACACCUCCUGUUGGCCUCUACUGGGUCAAGGAUCAGGAAAACCCUGUCGACUCGGUGCCUUCCGAUAUUAUACACGAAUCUUAUUUCAAUCUUCGAUCGAAAGCGCUUCAGCAGCGUCAAAAUACCCCUUUUGGCUCAACUUGCUACGACAUGGAGGUCCUUUACCAAUUUUGGUCGCACUUCCUGAUACGAAAUUUCAACAGCCGAAUGUACGAAGAAUUCCAACAUCUUGCUUUCGAGGAUGCCCUUCACAACAUGACCGAUGUUGGUCUUCUAAGUUUGAUCAAGCUCUACAGCCAGUCCUUGUUAUCGUCACAGACUGUGGUUCGACACCGUGUGGCCUGCGAUUACGUUGCUUUGGUCGCAUCAGAGGAUGAGGAUCACUGUCCAGCAUUCGACCAAUUACGAUCAGAUCUCAGCAACAGAUGUCUCCAUUCCGGCAGCCAGCAACGCCUGCAACGACUGUUGACUGACGACCUCAUGACGUUACUCAAACCCUGA